Messenger RNA from Pneumocystis jirovecii RU7, 1203 nucleotides. RefSeq lists its product as uncharacterized. NCBI's taxonomy places the organism in Eukaryota, Fungi, Ascomycota, Pneumocystomycetes, Pneumocystales, Pneumocystaceae. The coding region runs from base 1 to 1203 and encodes 400 amino acids. The transcript has 3 exons. The record is from RefSeq and is a predicted model, not a curated record.
AUGACACCCCGAACUGAACAGAAUGGAUCACCUCUUAUAUGGGAUAGUUCAGAUCCAUUACGACGACCACCUCCUUUGCCAAUGCCUGAAGAAUUAGCGUUAAGCCAUGUUGAUUCUUCUGGAAAAUUGUUUAGAACACAGUCUACAUCAUCUCAUUUAUGUCGACAAAUAAAUACGAAAUCGCCUCAAUUGUCUCGGAUAAGUAUCGAUGAGAAAACAAUAGAUAUAGUCAGCAAUAUUUCGGAAACGACAAAGACUAUUGUGGAAGAUCUCCAUUUUCUUAUUGAUAGAAGCAAAGACAAUGCCUCUACAUUAAUUGACUUGAAAAAGAGUGUUAUCAACGCAACAACGUAUGAUCAAAAGAUUAUCGAUGAAAUACAGAAUAUGAUUACAUCUCAACUGCAGAUUAUUAGUAGAAAAGACGAAUAUCAGCUACUUCAAGAAAAAUUGGACAAGAUUACCCAAAUCCUAAAUACUAAUACUUCCCCUGAUGCACAUACGCAAAUGUUGAGUAAUAUAAAUAAGAGACUUGAAGCAAUUGAGAUAACCCAAAAUGAAGUUCUUUCUCAAAAAAUAGAGACUAAUAAUUUGAUAUCUUCUUAUGAAAUAUCAAAACAAGCAAAUCUUGUGGAAAUAGAAGAUAUUUGUCGUCGCAAACUUGAAGUAUCAACAGAAUUAGCACGACUUGAUGCCCAUGUUUCUCAUAAGAAGAGCAUGUUAAAUCAAUUAGAAGAGCGUAUGAAGAUGCUAGAAAAUCGCUUAGUAGAAAUUCAGUUAAAACUCAAUAAACAAAAGGAUGAGAAACAAAAAGAUGAGAAUAGAAAAUUAAACAAACCCAUUAAAAAAAAGGCGCUUUAUCCUAAAGUUCCUACUACGCCUCAAAAUAUUCGUCAUUUUUCUCUUUCAGACAUUCACAACAGAAAUCCAUCAGUUGUUGCACUUGCACCUUCUACAACUAUGGACAAAUCGCCGUGUAAUACUGAUAACCUUACGGUUUAUGAAAAAGAAAAACGAAAAACUUCAUGGAGCAGAAAGGUUGCAAAUGUAAUGGGAUUUCCAUUUCAACAUAAUAAUAAAGAAAAUUCAGCUGUGUAUCUACAAAGUAAUGAAAAGCCAAUUGUUCAGGAAAAACGAAGAAAUUAUCCUAUUAAUUUCGGUGUUAAAAGUACAAAAGCUUUUAGAAGUUUUAGUACAAGAGUAUAA